Molecule: messenger RNA, 3977 nt
Organism: Caretta caretta (loggerhead turtle)
Lineage: Eukaryota; Metazoa; Chordata; Testudines; Cheloniidae
Product: transforming growth factor beta activator LRRC32
Molecular function (GO): protein binding
Source: RefSeq, a predicted model, not a curated record
CAGUGGGAAGGGGCUGCUUGCUCCUGGAGCCCAUCAUGUUUCUGUCAGAACACCGGCUGGCUGAAAGAGGAUAUUUGCUGCUCUGGCUGCUCCCAUCUGUUCUCAAAGCCCAGCCUAGUGCGGAGGUGAGCCCAAACCCUCUGCCAUGCCAGCAGAGCUCAGUUCAGGUCUCAUGCCAAGGUCUUGGCCUCCGCACAUUUCCAGAGAAGCUUGGCCCUGGGGUUAAGCAGCUCGACCUCUCUGACAACUUCAUCCAAAACCUGACGGAAAGCUGCACAUCAAAGUUAGGGCAGCUAGAGCACCUCAACAUGCAUUUCAACCAGUUGGCAACUGUGUCAGAAAUGGCCCUGACUCAUCUAACUCAUCUUCACUCUCUGCUCCUAGCUGCAAACCACCUUGAUAGGAAUUACUUCACCAAUGGAAGAGCCUUCGGGUCACUGAGGAAUCUAAAGGUCCUGGACCUUUCGGCAAAUAAUUUGGACAGUGAUAUGGCAGCCUGGUACUUCAGCAAUCUCACCUCUUUAAAGAAACUGGAUCUAUCCUGGAACAAGAUGACCAGGCUGCCAGGGAGCAUCUUCCAGGGAACUCAACAGCUAAGAGAGAUCAACCUUAACAACAACUACAUCAUGGAAAUAGAGGAAGGCGCUUUUGAGGCUCUGGUAAGUCUAAAGGUGGUGAAUUUAGCCAUGAAUUCGCUUCACUGUAUCUCGGGCUUCAGCCUCACACAGCUGCAAGUUUUAAAUCUCAGCUACAAUGCUCUGGAGUUCUUUGUUACAGAGGAGAGAAAGGAGCAGUACCAGCUUCAGGUGCUAGAUCUGAGUCAUAACAAACUGAUUUACUUUCCAGAGCUCCCCAAGGUGCAUCGCCUCACACACUUAAACCUCUCUGAUAAUGCCAUGGUCUCUUUGGCACCAAGUUCCACCAAUACAGCAGAGUUCAGACUGUGGUAUGAUGAGAUGGCAAGACCUAACAUAUCCUUGAAUAUUUACAAUGCAGCAGCUGGACUGUCAAAGAUAACUGACUUAGAUCUCAGCAGUAACCUGUUGUAUUUGUUCCCAGUUACUUUCCUUCACAAUCUGAGCUCCCUCCAGAAUCUCAAUAUGGCUAAGAACUGUCUCCAUAAUAUCGCUGUGGAGUCACCUCCUGGUGAUAUGAAAAGCAAGGAGCCAGGCAUGAUGCAUGACAAUGCCUUUCUGUCAGUGCAAUCAUUGGAUCUUCAAGGCAAUUUCAUUCAUUCCUUGCCACAGUGGUUUUUUGGUAUUCUGCCCAAACUGGAAACACUUGACCUUGGUUCUAACAGCCUCCAGCCUUGUGAGAGCCAGAAUGCUAAUAGAAGAGAGAUACCAAUAGGUCAUAACUCAGCUCAAAGAGAUAACUGUACAUCCUUCUGUGACAUACCUCAGCUGAAGUAUCUGAGUUUACGUAGGAACAACAUUGUGAGGCUAUAUCCUUUCAUGUUCAACCAAACCUCUUUGGUCUCCCUGGAUCUGUCUGAGAAUGAAGACUUGUUCAUGCCAAAAGGAGCUCUGGAGGGUCUGGAAUUCUCCUUGCAGAAGCUCUCUCUGAGAGGAAACCAGAUGGACAAUAAAAAGACAGAGUUCCCUUGUCUGAAGAUGCUGAAAAAGUUGGACAUGUCAGACAACAAGUUGAGUCUUUUGCCCCCAGACCUGGUCUGCUCUCCACUGGAAAACCUGAACAUUCGGAAUAACAACCUCCAGGCCUUAGAGAAACCUGCCACCAUGAGAUGGUCCAGCAGCCUCAAUCAUCUGAACGUUGCUGGCAAUCCCUUUAGCUGUUGUGCACUGAGCUGGCUGGAAAUUCUACAAGCUGCCCGUGUGAGUGUGUUGGAUCUGAAUGAAACUCUGUGCUCUUAUCAGGACAAGAACAGGAACUUCUCAGCUAAGAUAGCCAACAAGCCCACGUGGCUUUGUCCUCAUCAGAUAGGAAAUCACUACCUGAUGGUAUUGGUGGUGGUGAUCACUCUUUGCUUUCUGUUUCUCAGCUGCGGGAUGUUCUGUCAUCUGAAAAAGAAUCAGAAGCUGUCAAAGUAUCUGAGCUUCACAAGCAACAGGGUGGACCCCAUUCCUUAUCAUCCAAAUAAGGAAAAGAGAACUGAAGAGAUUGUAACAGACAGAGUUACAGAAGUAUAGUACGGGGCAGGAGAGGGAGAAUAAUAUUUAUUGUAUUUUAGGCACCUGCCCCUCACUAUUAAAGGCUUCACAAACAAGACAAUAAAACAUUCAAAAUCAAAUCAAUAUUCUGUGCUCCCUCCUGAUGCAAGCAGCUUAGACACAUGCUGUAGCCUCCAUGGACCAUCUCUCCAUACUGUUUUUUUGUGUGUGCAAGGGAUAACUGCUCAUUGUGGGAGCCGUGGAAAUAUUGUUGUAUUUACAAAGAAUUCCCUCAUGGGUUUCCUGCCAUUCAAAGAGCAGCAACCUUGUUUCAGGGAUCUCCCCCUCCUGCUUCACAGCUGAACCUACCCUCUUCUGUUUGUGAGCAGAUAGUUAUCUCCACAGCAACAGAAUUUUUAUUCUACAGAACUGUUGUUCAGCAUUCUCCAGGAGUUGUCACUUGGCUUUUCAAUAGGCAAAUUUAAAUACUUCUUAGUGUCAACCUAGUAAACAAGAAGCCCCCCACCCCUUCUUUCCCCCCUGCAAUAUGAGGGCUGCAGAGUCAUGUGAAACGCCCCUUGUAAGGAAGUUUUAGGCCUGGUCUACACCUAAAACAGGUCAACCUAGCUACAGUGCUCAGAGGUGUGAAAAGUUCACACCCUGGGAGAUUUAGUUAAGCUGAGCUAAACCCUGAUGUGGACACUGCUAGGUCCUCAGAAAAAUUCAUCUAGCAACCGCCUCUCAAAGGAGGGGAUUUACCGCAGCAAUAGAAAAAACCUGUCCAUCACUGUAGUGAGUGUCUCCACUACAGCAGCUGUUUGGCUGUAGCACUUGAUGUGUAAACAAAUCUGUAGUGUAUUCUCCUGUAAGGGCCCAAAACACAACAGCUUACAGUAUCAAAAAUGGCCUUGUGGGGAAGGGGGAGAGGGUGAUUUCUGUAGAAUCCCAGGAUGUUGUUUAAAAACGUGACUCUCCCCUUUGUUGACACUCCUGUCCCUUGAACUUUCAUCCAAACCUUUGUGCUGAGUUGAUGCUUCUAAGUGGCUCUGAGCAGUGCAGAGUGUGCCUGAGGGUGGCUUGCCAUGUUCUUGGCCAUUGUGAUAGGAAUGAUUCUACCUCAACAAAAAGAACCCGAGUUGAAAAUUCUCUGCCUCUCUGUAGUCAAAACCCCUAAGCUUUUCAGGUCAGCGUGCAGGCAGAGCUUGAACUAGGACAGCCAAGCCACCAUUUCUAAACUCGUCAUAAGCCUGCAGUGGCUGUGACAGGCUGACAUCUUCCACAAUGACAGGAGAGCGCAAUUGGGCUGUCUAGCUCCAGGGAAAGCUGCCCCCCUCCCCACCCAUGGAAGUCAUCAAGGCAAGAGCUCCCAGUCACUGUUCUAACCAGUAACGCUCUCACCUUUGGUGCUCACACUCCCCAGAUAAUCAGCAAUCGAUUUAAAAGAUGCUGCAGGAGCAGAGUCCUGAAGCUGAGGUGCUGAGCAGGGCCUGGCGAGUAGGGGACUCUGCUCCUGUGGUACUGAGGUACUGUGGUACUACAGCUCUCUAACCGCCAGGUUACUCCUUCUGGGACUCAGGAAGCCAAAGAGAAACACUCAUUAGCAUCAUGGGAGUUGUGCUUGAGCUCAGACACAUUCAUUCGCUGCCAGGCUUGCUGUGACAAAACCCAUUGCUUUUCAGGGUUCCUCAGUUCUAGUCUCUGUCACCCCAGCCAGCCUGACACUGAGUGCGACACCCAGGAAUGUUUACAAGUCGAGCUCUACACAUGUCUGGGGCUGCAGAGUACCGCAGAGUGAGUGGGGUUUGGAAAAGGUUUAAAUUAUUCAUGAAUUGUCAUUAAAUGAUUCAUUGUAAAAUAAAGGACACU